AUGGCUGCUUUUCUUAUGGUGCUGCUUGCUUUAUUGGCAACAAGUGAAGGGAUGAGUCUGGGAGUCGAGCUGCACUGCCGCUGCAUCCAGACAGAGAGCACUGCUAUUGGCCGGCACAUUGAGAAGAUCGAGCUCAUCCCUGCGAACUCCCAUUGUGACGAGACUGAGAUCAUUGCUACUCUGAAAAAGACUGGGCAGGAGGUGUGCCUUGACCCUGAGGCUCCCUGGGUGAAAAGAGUCAUUCAGAAGAUUUUAAAAAGCCGAAGACGAUGA
This is a messenger RNA of Knipowitschia caucasica, 273 nucleotides long. The record is from the annotation of a GenBank genome assembly. Lineage: Eukaryota; Metazoa; Chordata; Actinopteri; Gobiiformes; Gobiidae.